Molecule: messenger RNA, 5235 nt
Organism: Pecten maximus
Lineage: Eukaryota; Metazoa; Mollusca; Bivalvia; Pectinida; Pectinidae
Exons: 8
Coding region: 143-1744 (533 amino acids)
Source: RefSeq, a predicted model, not a curated record
CUCGUAUAUAAAAUAUAGACUCCGGUUUUCCUUUGUUCUAACCGAAAAACACCAAUGACUAAAUAUUUUUAAUGGAGAUAAUGUAUUUUAUCAUCAACAGGAUAAAAAGAAGAAGAUCUGUCAUGUGGGAUGGUUUCAGCUAAUGGUCAUAUGCGCGUUGCCUCUGGUUUUUAUUACCCAUUGUAGUAGAGCGAUAGACUUAAACCAACUACAAAAAGCAUUUGUAGUAGUCUGUUUUAACACCGGAUCCUCUCCUCCAAACAUCACUGUCAGGAUAUCGGGGCCACCAUCUAUUGAUUACGCUCAACUGCCCAACUUUACACUGAAAGCUGAAAGUACCACCACAGGCACUGGCGUUUCGUUUCUGACAUUUGAAGGAAGCUUUACAUACCAUACAACUUGUGCUUAUUAUAACAAGAAAGAUAAGCUAGGAAGUUACUUUGUCUACUUCGACAAUGCAGCAGACUCCAUUUCUUCCACAAAGGUCCAGGUCACAUUAGAGACUGAUAAAAUGUGUGAUGGUUAUACCGCCAUUCCAAUACUGAAUCUUGGAUCUGAGUAUUAUGCUGUUACGUUCUGCGAAGUUUUCGGAGAAUGUCAGAUCUUUAUAGUUGCUAUCGAUGAUGCCUUGAGAAUAACGGUGCGACUUCCAAAUACACAAAACGUCCAUGACGUCAUGUUUAAUAGCAAGGCAUAUGGCAAAGGAGAUACCAUUACUGUGGAUCUCGGUUCCAUGGAAACGGUCCUUAUAGAGUGCGAAUGUGAUCUGACGGGUACAAAAAUAACCGCCGAUUCAAAUGUGGCUGUUUUCAGUGGCAGUAGAAAUACUAUCGUCGGCGUCAACGGAAAUGAGAAUUUCCUUCUUGAACAACUUCCUCCUUUUAAUAGAUGGGGAACGGAAUAUGCAUGUCCAUGUAAACCAUACUGCAACAAACACGGCGCUUUUAUCAGAGUGAUAGCGAAAGAGGCAACGAUCAUUCACAUUAGCGGGUAUCCCAAAGUAAAAACUACCCUUAACGUCCCCUGGAUCCACAGACGUAUCGAGCAGGACGACUUUCUAUACAUCACCGCUGACAAACCCGUUCUGGUUGUCAUGUUCCUCCUAAGUGACCAAAAACACACAUCAUCAAUGUUUCUGAUCCCACCGGUAAAAGAUCAGGACAACAAUAUGGCGUUCCAAUACCCCACAGACAGAUUUAACAAAAUGGAAAUGAUUGUACUCUCACCCAAAGUUGAUUCGGGAUUUUUACUUAACGGUGCGCAAGUUGCAGUAUCGCAAAACUUUCAUUUCCCAAGCUCACAUAUGUUAGCAAGUCUACUCGAAUUCCCAACAGAAAGCCGCGACCGUAACAUCGUUAUUGACAUGAGUACUGGAGGGUUCGGAGUGAUUGGAGUCUCAACAAGCGACGUCGUAUCAGGCCAUACUUUACGGGUGGGCUUCUCACUUGGGUCAUUCGAUAUGACGGAUUUUAAUGAUCCCGCUCCGGUCUACCCUGGCGAUAGAGCGGACAACGACGAGGAUGGAACUAAUGAUGAGGAUGACUGUUCAGACACUGAAUAUCCUGAUGAUGAUGUGGAUUGCAGCAACAAUUUUUCUGCCGAGAAAGAUGAAAAAGGAUACCGUUUCUUCGUUGUCUUCCCUUUCCUGGACACUCCGACCCGAUUCACAGUGGACAUAAUGUCAAGUGAUGAGCUGCAAUGGACUAAUAUUAAAAAAAACCAUGUAGGAACGUGUCCUUCAUGAAUGUAAUGUACAAGAAAUUACUCCCCUAAAUAACAUGGUGAUGUCGUUUUUGUACGAGGAGAAUUGUUUAUGCAUGGGAAUGAAUAUAAGCGGCAAGUUUCGUCUUGGUACACAUUUGUCAUUCCCAAAAAAAGAAUACACAGUCAGUGUGUCUAUACAUGGAUCCGCUACUAUGGCAACAUAUAUGGCACUUCCGGCUGAGGUUCUAGGUUUGGAAUACUAUGCUGUGACAUACUGCGAUCAUGGAGGGUAUUGCGCUUGUGUAGUUUCAGUUAUAUACGACAAAACAAAUGUAUUUGUCAAACUACCAGUAACAAGUGGGGUCAAUGUUGGUAAUCAACAAUAUCUUGCAGGCAGCGUCAUAAGAGAGACUCUAAGUAUCUUUGAAAUCACUUAUGUUUUCAUCGACAGAUGACCUGACUGGAGCUUACAUCAGGGCCAAUGCUCCAAUUGCUGUUGUUUGUGGUGGAGGCGGUUCUUACGCCUCAUACCUUGAACAAAUUCCUCCUGUUUUCGCUUUGGGGUCAAACUACUUCGUAUCUCCUAAUGCGCUAAUACGCAUUGUAGCAACUGAUGGAAACACAAUUGUUACUGGAAACGGAACGGUGAAGCAAACAGUACUUCUUCCCUCAUCCGGGAGUCGUACUGAUUUAGAUUCAGCCCUGAAUAUCAUAUCAGUCGUGGCAAAUAAACCAGUCCUUGUUGUUGCAUUAUACCUGAACAGAGUCACCGAUGGUUGCAUGGCUGUAAUGAUAUCGAACUCUCAUCUUACCGACAGUCACUAUGUUAACUUCCCGUAUGGAGAAACCAACAAAAAUAUUGACUUACAUUUACAAACAAAUAGUGUUGAUUUUUCUGCCGAAGUCAUUGAAGAAAACGGGAAAAUACAGAAAUACAGAAAAGACCUAAGUAAUAUGCAUGGUAAUGCCAUAAAAAUGACUGAUCCUAUGAAGCCGUUUUACUCAAAAAUAUAUGGCAAUCGCUCGCAAGCACCACAUACACUGUUCUGUACUUCAAUUGGAAGAAACAUGUCUAAAAUCGAAGCGGUAUGCUCCCCUACAGAACAAACUGUCGGAGAUGGGCGUGAUAACGACUGUGAUGGACUAGUCGAUGAAGAAAUUUUGAUAAAGGACUUUUAUGCAUACGACAAAAAUGCGCACGUUGAUGCUUUGAAGUAUAUACCUGAUUUUGAUCUGGAUGGAAUGAUGGACGAAGACUGUUAUACUACGAUUCCAGCGCCAACAACAACCACAACAUCAACAACAGAAAUAUCACCGACGACAUCUGAGAACACCACCGUCCGUGUAUGUUACUGCCCGUGUUCUCUGUACAAACGUCCAGAUCCUGCAUUGGUAAACAUCACAAAAGAAAAACUCGUAUAUAUCGUUGAGGAAACAAAAAGGAAACUGGCUGUUAACAAAACGUCCCUUUCAUCAUAUAUUAGGAGGAAGACGAGCGCUGAUGAUGAGCGUCCAUCAGCUGCUGGUAUUGGCUCAGUCGGAAUCGUCAUUCUGGUAUUAGUAGUUUUACUGAUCGUAGGGCUGGAUUUGAUCUUUAUCAAACAACACCUCAUGGUAGUUCGGAACUACGGAGUCUAACCAGCUGCUGUCUGACAAAUCACUUUGGUGGCGGGCUAUAUCCAAGUACCCGUAUGUAGUGGCAUCAGCAUUUACCGGAAAUGAGAAUAAUUUUGGUCGUGGAAAGCUGAUAACAUUGAUUAUGCAAUCAAAUAUCAAAUCAUGGUGAAAUAACACAUUGUAAAUAUUUAUUCUUAGGAUGAGGAUAUCCACAUUGUUAAUCGUUACCUUUUGCUGAAAGUGUUUUUGUGAAAGCUUGAUCUCUAGAUAUAUAUUUUUUUACUUAUAUAAUUUGUUUAAAAACCCGAAUGUACCUCAGAACUAACGGGCCAAGCUCGUGUUUUACUUUUGAAACUCUGUUUUUACAAUGGGUAUUCGUCUCACAAUCGUUGUACAAGCUUUUACUUACACCAGUAGUUAAGUGUUCUUAAUUUACCUAAGAUGGUUAAUGGGACCUCUCCAAUUAAAAAUGUACUAUAUUAUUUGCUGUCGAUCAAGAAUAUUUUGCAAAAUCUAAUGGUACCUUCACGAUAUCAGGAACUGUAUGUAAACCCCAUACUUCACUACUAUAACCAGCCACACAUUCUACAUAUGUAUCAGAGAGACUACAUAAUGUAGAAUCUUUUAAAAGCAUGGUUACGAAAAAAUUCUUUCAAUGCAAAUAAUGCAUUUGCGAUUAAUUAAAGUUACCGUUAUCGUUUAACACCCUUAUCGGUACUUACCAUAGGAUCAUGUGGGUUUUUUAAAUAUAAGUACCCACCAACCUUCUAAAAGGGCAUAGAAGCUAUACAUGAUUUUAUGAACAUAUAAGUACCAGCUAUUCAACUCAAUUAGGCUAUCGUCAAACUACAUAUGUAUGGGGAAUGGUAUGGGUCUAGUAGGAAAGUAAGCUCGGAAAAUAGUAUGUAUAAGUCAGUAAAAAUAGUAUAGGUCUAGAAGGGAAAUCAAUUCAGUGAAUAGUAUAGGUCUAGAAGGGAAAUUCAUUCAGUAAAAAAAAGUAUAGGUCUAGAAGGGAAAUUAAUUCAGUAAAAAACGUAUAGGUCUAAAAGUGAAAUCAAUUAAGAAAAUAGGAAACCUCUAGUAGGGAAAUCAAUUCCUUUUAAACGAGAGGAUAUUAAUGGGAUGAUCAACCUCGUUGUUUGGAAUCAAAUUGUUGGUUGAUCUUUGGUUUGAUGAUUAAGAAUUUGUUUCCGAUUGAGUAAUUAUUUAAAUUGUUAAAAGAUAUUGUUGUUUUAGUGAAUUUGCAUUACUCAAGAACUGCUGCUAUUUGAUUUGUUAUUAAAUGUUAUACUGUCUCUAAUGUUUAGCCGCUUCAUGGUGUCUUUACUAAGUUACUAUGUGAUUUAUGUUCAUCUCUGAGUAGUUUCUCCCGAAAAAAGAUUUCGAAAAACAAAUACUGACAAAAUCAAAUAAAAAAAUACACUUGUCAUUAUAGUGAUCAACACUAAUGCAUACCUUAUUAGGAGUAUGUAUUGGAGUUAUUUACCCUGACUGUUAACAGGACGUUAAACGAAAACAAACCAAACAUUGGAGUUAUUUCAAAUUGAAUUGAUCAUGAUAGGUCAAAGGGAGGUACAUGUAAUAACAAAAAUAUGUCAAAAAAUAUUAAUCUAUAUAAAUUAUCUGAAUGUUUUUUUUUCAGUGAAUUCGAACAAAAAGUCCACCAUUUAUUAUGCUUCCCCUAUUUAUGUCCACCAAACUCAGCCUUGAUUUCCCUACGACAUGACCAAAUUUCACUAGCCUUCAAAUUUAUGUAAACUGGUGUAUUAUGCAUACUAUAUCUAAAUAAACAUCGUCUAAACAGACUUGAAAACAUGUAAUACUAUGUACAUUUCUCAACAAAUGCUAGUGCUACUAGCAUGAUCGAAUCUUCUUCAAUUUUUAAUGCUUUUUCAAUAAAGUUGAUAUUUUGAC